This is a messenger RNA of Candidula unifasciata, 804 nucleotides long. The record is from the annotation of a GenBank genome assembly. NCBI's taxonomy places the organism in Eukaryota, Metazoa, Mollusca, Gastropoda, Stylommatophora, Geomitridae.
AUGGCAGAUGAAGCAAAACCUAGGAGCCUGUUCCAGUUGAAUUUUCCUGUGAUGGGGAAAAUUGUUUGUGGCCUUCCGCUGUUUGCCACCUUUUUCUGUGUUGUUUGGUCGCUUAUGUUUGAUUUCCACGCCUCCACUGCAACACACUGUAAGGUGCGUAACUACCUUCCAUCCGUUAGUGCUGCUAUUGGAGGGUUCUCCCCUCAGCGGUAUGUCUGGCGUAUAUGCAUAUGCUUACAUGCAACCCCUCGUUUGAUGAUUGCCAUUGCUUACUACAGCUACCACACUUCUGUUCAUUUUGGAAGAGACAAUGAAUUGUACAAAACUGUGGCUGCUCUCGCCAGUCUCUGUAACAUUGUAGAGGUCAGCUCAUUGGUGGCGCUGACAUAUAUAUCGUCCAAUGAGAAUCAUGAUCUCCAUGAGAACCUGUUUAUAUCAUUCAUUGUUGCAUCUCUCCUGUAUAUGAUACUGACCAUCUACCUCAUGCUGAAGAGGCAGGCUUUCAAAGGCGCUCUAUUCACAAAUGAGGAAUCCAAGUCGCUGAGACUGAAGAAACUGCUAUUUACAACAAACGUUGUUGUUUUUCUUCUCUCUGUCUACAUCUUUUUUCGACACAACUGGUACUGCGAGCCAGGAGCUUACACAUUGUUCGCUGGCUGUGAGUAUGCAGUGGUGGUUACCAACAUCUUCUUCCAUUAUACAGCAGUCCUGGACUUCGGACCCUGCAAACUAUAUUUGCUCAACCGGGUUGGGAAAUCAGACCUUUCAUACAAUUUAUUUGGCAAAAGCUCUUUGCCAAGAUGA